Messenger RNA from Limanda limanda (common dab), 1873 nucleotides. Its product is annotated as gastrula zinc finger protein XlCGF57.1-like. The coding region runs from base 19 to 1470 and encodes 483 amino acids. Gene Ontology annotation, biological process: regulation of cytokine production; regulation of immune system process; negative regulation of transcription by RNA polymerase II. The record is from RefSeq and is a predicted model, not a curated record. NCBI's taxonomy places the organism in Eukaryota, Metazoa, Chordata, Actinopteri, Pleuronectiformes, Pleuronectidae. The transcript has 2 exons.
GACUCAGAGAGGAGCAACAUGUCCGCCGUGCAGCUGCUGCGGGAGUCGGUCCAUGACCGGAUCCUCGCUGCCGCUGAAGACUUCCUGCUGCAGGUGGAGGAAGGAGGAGGAAAGGCUCGAGUCCCGGAGCUGAGAGCGAUGCUCACCGAGCGGCUAAUGGCGGCGGAGGAGCAGAUCCUCUCGGUGCUUGAGGAAACCUUGUUAGAGUCCGAGGAGCGAGUGGAGCGGUCCGAGCGGGAGAUCUGCCGCCAGAGGAGGCUGCUCGAUGCCGUGAUGCAGCCCGAAGUCCGGCUGCACAGAGCAGUGUGUCCUGCAGACAUCCAGCAACUGAUGGUGAUUAAAGAAGAGGUUCCCCCUGAGGAGCAGCAGUGGAGCCCCCUUGUGGACAAGAAGGACCCAGAGCCCCCCCACAUUAAAGAGGAACAGGAGGAACUGUGGACCAAUCAGGAUGGACAGCAGCUUCAAGGACUGGAGGAGGCUGAUAUCAAGUUCACAUUGACUCCUGUCGCUGUGAAGAGUGAAGAAGAUGAAGAGAAACUUAAAUCGUCAAAGCUUCAUCCGAGUGAGACGAAAGAGAACAGAGCGGACUGUGGAGGACCAGAGACAGACAGGAACUCAGGUCCUGAUGGACGUUUACAACCAGGUCCUGAGGACAAGACUGAAGACUCUUCUGAGACUGACGACAGUGAGGAUUAUUGGAUGGAGACCAGGGAACCUCAGACAGGUUUGAAUACAAGAAACAACAAACAUCCUCGAAGUGAUAUGGGAUCUAAGACAGAAAAAAAAUCGUUUAGUUGCUCUGAGUGUGGUAAAAGAUUUACCAAAAGGGGCAAUCUAAAUAAACAUAUGAGGAGUCAUACAGGUGAGAAACCGUUUAGUUGCUCUGAGUGUGGUAAAAGAUUUACCCAAAGGGUCAAUCUAAAUGCACAUAUGAGGAGUCAUACAGGUGAGAAACCGUUUAGUUGCUCUGAGUGUGAUAAAAGAUUUACCCAAAGGAGCAAUCUAAAUAAACAUAUGAGGAUACAUACAGGUGAGAAACCCUUUAGUUGCUCUGAGUGUGAUAAAAGAUUUAACCGAAGAGGCCAUCUAAAUACACAUAUGAGGAGUCAUACAGGUGAGAAAUCGUUUAGUUGCUCUGAGUGUGGUAAAAGAUUAAGCCAUAGAUGCCAUCUAAAUAGACAUAUGAUGAGUCAUACAGGUGAGAAACCGUUUAGUUGCUCCGAGUGUGGUAAAAGAUUUAACCAAAGGAGCAAUCUAAAUACACAUAUGAGGAGUCAUACAGGUGAGAAACUGUUUAGUUGCUCUGAGUGUGGUAAAAGAUUUAACCAAAGGAGCGAUCUAAAUAGACAUACAAGGAUUCAUGCAGGAGAGAAGCCGUUCAGUUGCUCUGAGUGUUGUAAAAGAUUUACCAGAAGGAGCACUCUAAAUACACAUAUGAGGAGUCAUACAGUAGAGAAACUGUUAAGUUGAUCUGAGUGUGGUAAAGAUUAAAGAUUCAGUCCUAUCGUACGAGACGUGAGGAUUCAUAAAGGGGAUAAGUGAUUCAGUUGCAACCUUUGCAACAUAGGAUUUCUUAGGAUUUAUCAGCAGAUAUUCAUAUUAUAAAUUAUUCAUAGUUCACUGUUUAAAAUAGACUUAACAGUUUUUUAUUACUAGAAAAUAUAAUUCAUUGAUGACAAAUGAUUUGUGUUUAUAUAUCUUGUUUCUACUGAUUUCUACAUAAUUUCUCUAUUUUUCCUAAUCUCAUGUCAUUUUAAGGUUAAAGUGUGUUCCUUGCACAGUAUGAUUGUUUGUUCCUAACUAGUUCAUAUGAUUAAAUAUGUUUGUUUAAAACAGUGGUUUCUUGGUUUGUGAGAUUCAAUGACAGUGUGUG